Molecule: messenger RNA, 7196 nt
Organism: Branchiostoma belcheri (Belcher's lancelet)
Lineage: Eukaryota; Metazoa; Chordata; Leptocardii; Amphioxiformes; Branchiostomatidae
Product: neuronal cell adhesion molecule-like
Exons: 31
Coding region: 259-4266 (1335 amino acids)
Biological process (GO): homophilic cell-cell adhesion; axon guidance; dendrite self-avoidance
Cellular component (GO): plasma membrane; axon
Molecular function (GO): cell-cell adhesion mediator activity
Source: RefSeq, a predicted model, not a curated record
CAUAGCCGAUGAUGGGUGCAUGGAGGAGGGACGAACUGUCAGUUAUUCCGCGAUGAGGUGACUCAUGUCCUGCCUGCCUGCGCCGUUUUCAUAUCCACAUCUGAUUAUUCUUGGAAAUAGUGACUGUUCUGCUGCGGUGGAUAUAAGUCUACAGUCAUAUUUGUUCCCGGCAUUUAUGCAAGCAACGUGUGUUGGAAUAGAAGGUAUAAUAGCAAACGGAGACUUCACAUCACCCAGGGAUAGCUAGCACCAGCUAAAAUGGACUGGUCCAUUCGGCAGCUACUAGUAGUGGUGAUUUGCUGUUUUUGUUCUUCUGUUCGCUCCGAAGAAUGGAGUUUGACAAACCUUCCACCAGAAACAAUAGGAGGUGUGGAAGUCAGCUGGGCGGAUGUCAACGUGGAUGUUCCAAUGCCACCAGUCAUCACCAAACAGGCACCCAGGAAACACAUAGUAGAUCCCAGAGAACUCAUCGUCAUAGACUGUGAAGCAACUGGCAGCCCUGAAAUAAGGUAUAGUUGGCUGAAGAAUGGACGUGAGCUGGAUGUGGAUAGCGACCCCAACAUCGCCUGGUCAUCUGCGCCCAACUCCGGUACCAUCACUAUCGAACUGGAUGGAGACAACCCUGAUACGUCAUACGAGGGCAAGUACCAGUGCAAGGCUGCCAACCACAGGGGAACAGCCGUCACCAAUGAGAUUGAAGUCAUCAUCACAGCUUCUCCGCUGUUUGCGUUCAGUGAAGACAAGGAGAUCACCGUCGCUGUAGGUGCCCACCAUGUUCUGGAGUGCCUCUCCAUCCUGGGCGAGGCCAUCCCACCUCCCAACAUCUACUGGACCAAGGACGGCAGCAACCCCAUCGAUCUCACCGAGAGAAUCUCCAUCGAUGCCAAGAACAACCUGAUAUUUGCCAAUGUUGAGGAGGGGGAUGCAGGGGAGUACUCCUGCCGAGCGGAGUACUCUAAACUGGGCACCAUCCGGAUUGCCAACACCCUAACCUUGAUUGUUGACACAGCAUCACCACGGGGAGCCCGUGCACCAUCCUUUCUGAAGCGUGACAUCAAUCUGCCACCUGUGAACAGGGGGGAAGAUCUGACAUUGAGAUGCAUCACAGAGGGCCUGCCAACUCCCGAGGUUAGAUGGAGAAGAACAUCUGGAGGAAGUCUUCCUGCCAGCCGCGCCAAAGUGGUGGGAACGUCACUCAUCAUUGAGGAAGUGGUGGAGCGAGAUGCAGGAAGCUACGAGUGCACGGCCUCCAACUCCCUGGGAAAGGACACUUACGAAGUGAUGGUGACUGUGAAUGCUGCACCCUACUGGAAGACUGAGCCCGUGGGACAGAUGCUUGCUCCAGGCGAUGAUGCAACCAUCCUGUGUGAAGCAGCCGGCACGCCCACCCCAGAGGUCAGCUGGAAACGCAACGGAGAACCCCUCGGAGAUCAGCCAAACCGCCGUGUUUCUGGCACCACCCUGUCUAUGCAGGAUCUGGUGAAGGAUGACAGUGCAGUGUACCAGUGCAUCGCACGCAACAACCUCGGCACAAGGAUCACUAAUGCUUACAUCAAUGUCGUUGAACUGCCACCAAUAAUGCUGACACCAGCAAACAAGAAAUACGCCUAUGUCCAGGACCAGGAUGCCCAGCUCGACUGCCUGUCCUUCGGCUCUCCCAAGCCUGAGAUCACUUGGUAUAAGGAGGAGCUUCUUGCAGGAGAUCGUUACCAGGUCCUGAGUAACGGCACGCUGGUCAUCACCACUGUCAGCACUGAAGAUGACGGGCAAUACAAGUGUAUGGCCAUCAACAGGUUCGGUGAAGAGGCACUGCAGGCUGAGCUGUCCGUCAAGAGAAAGACCAGUAUCGCCACACCGCCCCUUGCUCUGGAGGUGAAAGCUGGAAAUGAGGCACAGUUUGUGUGCAUGGUGGACCACGACCCUGACCUGGAACUCACCAUCAUCUGGCUGAGGAACGGAACCCCCGUCAAGCCGGGCAGCCGCAUCAACAUGGCCGUCCUUGGAACCCUGGUCAUCAAGGACACCAUCGGCUCCGACUCUGGUCUGUACACAUGUCUGGCCAGCACCCCUAGGGACGAGGCCUCUGCACAGGCUGCACUCUCCGUCAUAGAUGUCCCAGAGGCACCACUGAACUUGCAGCUGUCCAACCAGGCAGACACGUCGGUCACCCUGAGCUGGGACAUGGGCAAGGAGAACAACUCACCCAUCGAAGGCUACACCAUCCAGUAUGCAGAGAACAGACUCAUGCCAGGAGAGUGGCAGGAAAUGAAGGUCAUUGAUGGCAGGGACACCUUGACUGCUGACCUUGACCUUCAUCCAUGGAUCAAUUAUCAAUUCAGGGUCAUUGCUAGGAACAAGGUUGGAGACAGCAAACCCAGCGACGCCACACAAGGAUAUGAAACUCCUGCUGCAGCACCAAAUGCUGUUCCUGGUGGCAUCAAGGGGGAAGGCACUGAGCCCACCAACAUGAUAAUCAGCUGGGAGCCCCUCCCUGGCCUCCAGCAGAACGGCCCAGGCCUGAGGUACGAGGUGCGCUACCGUCAGCAGCCGCAGAACAGGAAGCGUCGCCAGGCCGACUCGGACUGGACCGUGGAAACUGUGAACGAUCCCAAUGGGAAGGAGUUCAUUGUGGAGGACACCCCAACGUACACGGCGUAUGAGAUCACUGUGCAGGCCAAGAACGAUUUUGGCGAUGGCCCACUGUCUGACGUCGUCGUUGGUUACUCCGGAGAGAACUUCCCUUCAGCAGCAGUAGAAAACACAGAAGUUGGGGACAUCCAGCCGAGGAGUGUGAGGCUUGACUGGGACCCAAUCGAUGAGGAGUCUGUCAAUGGAGACCUGAAGGGUUACAAGGUCCGUUACUGGGAUGAGGAUGACCCAGACAAUGUGAUGGAGAAGACAUUUGAGGGUGACGAGCCUACUGCUCUGGUCGACGGUCUCACACCUUUUAAAAACUACAACUUUGAGGUUGUUCCUUACAAUGGGAAAGGAGAUGGACCUGCCAGUACUCCUCCAGUGAAGGCCAGCACCCCUGAGUCAACUCCUGGAGCUCCAAGUGCCUUGAGGGCUAACGUUUUGGACAGCAAAACCCUGGAUGUGCAGUGGGAGGCACCACUGGAGCCCAACGGUGUCAUCACAGGCUACGUCCUCACCUACAGAACAAUGCCAGAACCGGGUACACUAGAGGGGCGCUUGGGACCCCGCAUGGAGAUUCCUGUGGAUGACCCCGCCACCACCAAUGCGGAGCUGAGUGACCUGGAAGAGCAGACGUGGUACCGGAUCGAGCUGCAGGCCAAGACGAGGAUCGGACUGGGGGAUAUGAAGGAGCUGGAGACUUCCACCUCCGACCCAGCACCUGUGACUACCGUUGCUAUGACAACCACUGCCAUGGCAACCACAGAAGGGGAGGUUCCUUUAAUCCCACUUAUCCCUGACGAUGGAGAUGGCUUGCCAGAAGAUGGCUUGCCAGAGGCAAGCAAAGCUCCUCUGAAGCCUGAGGCUGUGGAGGUCCUGGACACAGGAGAGAACUUCAUCAACGUGUCCUGGGUGCCAGCUAAGGUUGGACCACGACCGUCCCAGUUCUAUGUGGAAUACAGGGAGCGAGACCUGCAUGCCGACGAUGUUGUUAUCAAUGGCACCAACUCAGAGCAGAUGUGGCUUCAGACGGAGAAGGUGGAGCCUGACCCUUACAGCGAGACCCUGCAGAAGACCAUUGACGGCCUGAACCCGGGCACCAGGUACCAGCUACGGGUCGUCGCAUCCAACAACUUCGGGAAGGCCUUCACCGACAUCCAGGAGACCACAACGGAGGGAGAAUCUCCUUUGGCACAGGCAGCAACUCCAGUGGGCCGCCAGGGCUGGUUCAUCGGACUGAUGUGCGCCAUCGCUUUGCUCAUCCUGAUCCUCCUGAUAAUCUGCUUUAUCAAGAAGAACAGGGGUGGAAAGUACAAGGUGUCUGAGAAGGAGGAUGCACUAAAGGGAGACCCAGAGACGCAGCCGAUCAAAGAUGAUGCAGGGUUUGGUGAAUACCGUCCAAGAGAAUCUCCUGAUGAGGUGAUGGCCAAGCCUCCCACCGGCAGCAUCCCCUCCCUGACUGGCAGCGACAAGGAGCCAGGCAGCGAGACGGACAGCAUGGCGGAGUACGGGGACGCUGACCCCGGAAUGUUCAACGAGGACGGAUCCUUCAUAGGUCAAUAUGGAGCCGACAAGAAACAGCGGCCCCCAGAGGAGCCCACGUCACCGGCGGCAUUCUCAACGUUUGUCUAGUUCCAAAAAACAGACAAAAUUGUCCACUAGUUCAUAAUGCUAGAAUCGUGUAAUAUAGGAAUUAAUUGAGACAAUGGUUUGUGGAGUGAAUCGUCCGGGGAUGGACGGCAAUGCUUGGCCUGGCUGUUCCGAUGCAAUUCAGGGAACUUCACCUCAUGUAUUAUCUAUCUACACACCUGGGAGCCCUGUCAGGCACUGGAGUGUCCUGGACCAGACACCCCCUAUUAAAACAGGCACAAGCCCAGCAUGCCAUGGACAUCCACACGAACACGACUCAAUUUGAUUGGUGGAGACUUCUCCUAUGCGGAGCCGCAAACAGGAGGUUUUGCAGCUACUCGUUACCAAGGAAACGUGUAAAUGUACUGUCGUCAGAGUCGGCUGUGUAAAGUAGUCUCCAAAACAGGCCCCAGACAACAUUUUGAUAUUGAUGUUUUUACUUUCUGCUGACAGACUGUUUUUUGCAAAAACAGCAAUUAAGAGAACACAUCAGCAAUUAGGAAAUAGCACAUAUUUAGCAAAAGGGAAAAUGGCAAUAUUAAAAUGUUGCCAGGAGCCUAUUUUGGGGACUAUGACUCUUGCAACAUUUAUAUUGUUGGUAGAGGUCUACACAGCAUAUUUGGAACUACACCUGCCUUGUAUGCAAGAUAUACAUGUAUGAUAUGGAUAUCUUUUUAUGUUUGUGAUAUGGUACUAAUGUACCUGUGAAAAAAUGUGCAAGACUAAGAUACUACCACAGUUCUAUUAUUGACUCACAAGCGUGCAUGCUCAGUCUUGUGACACAGCAAAAGGUAGUGUGAAAUUUGUGCCUUGACGAUGUGAAUUUUGGACCAGGUGCUAUACUCUCAUACUUCUAGUUAUGUGUGACUCGGGGGUUAAGUGUAAAAGAAACAAACAAUGGAAAAAAACAGAGAUGACUGUCUGGCGUAAAACCAUCGUGUAUAGGAUGUCGCAAACCUGAAUAGAGUUAACAAGACCAUAUGUACCAUUCUCGGUAGAUAAGUUUGCAUGAAGUAACACACUGAGACCAGGAAAUUCAGCUGCCUUACUGUACAACCUCGGGACUUUGGGGCCAGUAUAGGAACAUUACGUCCCCACCUCAAAAGGCUGAACACUUCUGCGUCUUGAAUUUCAUUAUGUUACAGUUUUAUUGAUAACUUUUUUAAUUGCUUUACAGAGAUGAAGAUGACCUAGACAUUUGUGCUUGAAAAAUCUUUUUUUAAGGCCACAUUUUAAUAACACUAGCAUUUGUUUAUUAAAACCUAGUCCAAAAUUUAUAGACAUGCUAGAACAAGGCCUUAUUGUUUGUUUGUUUUUAACUGUCAAAUGAAGAUUGAGAAAGAUGUUUCUAUAUUUUUGGCCGAUGUUGAUGUUUUGUAAUAUAUUGCUUGCCUGUCUUUACAUUAUAAGACUAUCAUUGUGUGUGGAGACGUUUUUAUUAUGCAAAGCCAAAGCUUGAUGCUUUAAUUACUUUAGAAGAUAGCUGCCUUACUCAUCAUGUUUAUAACACUUUUUAAAGUGCAAAUUAAGAUAGAUAAUUGUAAUUUGAAAAAAGUUGUGUUAGAUUUUGGUUGAUGCUACUACUAACCAUCCAGGAACAACUGAAGAAGAUGUAAGACACAUAAUGAUUUCUUAAGAAGUCUUGAGAGAUUGUUUUUUUUGUUGCAAGACGUUUGAUUAUCUUGUAAAGAAUUGAUGUAGAGUGUGUACAGUGUAGUUUUAACUUAAAGGUUUGUUCUCUGUUCUUGAUGUUAUUUUGGAAUAUGUCAUCCAUGUAAAUGUAGGACUGGUACCUAGCUUUCAUACAAAUCUUGUCAAAUUCAUUUCAUUUGCCACUUGGGAACAUAGAAACUGUACCAAAAAUACACCCUGCACUGUUUGGCAACAUUCAAAUCAUGCCGAAAAUGUACAAAUCACCUAGUAUGAGAUCUCUCAUUCUGUUGUUGCUAUUGGUAAAGAUUGAGAUUGUACCUUUUCUGCAAUUUGUAUGCAUGUUUCCUAAUAGUAAAUCAUGUUCUCAGCAGGAUUUGUAUGUAUUUAUCAAGAUGUGUGGAAUUUCCAGGAAUCAGCAAGAAUGUCUCUGAAAAAGUUAACAAAAUGUACAGGCCUGUAGGCAGUGACAAGGUUUUGUUGAUACUAUUAAAGUUUCAGUAACUUCUCACACAUGUAGAGCUCAAAGGCAUGGCAAAAAUUGUAAUUGGCUUGCCACUUGAAGCUCACGAAUCCUGUAUACCAGUGCUGGUACAUGUAUUCUCUAUAUAACUAAAAAGGUCCAGUUUUGCCUUUUAUCUAAUCUGCUAUUCACUUGCCUACAAGCCUGACUUUGGAAGCAAACUAAUUUGUGCUAGUAUAUGUAUACAAUAUAGGAGCAAAGCAUCUGCUAAAUUCUGUUACAUACAUGACUUUUAUGUUCAAGGAUUUGUUGCUUGAUCUUAGUUCACUUGGAAAAUAAGUAGAAAUCUUCUCAAAGAAGGCAAAGUAAACCAGGCUAUACUGUGUAUGAACCAUCCCACUAGCAAAGAGGCGUUGUAACUAUACAAACAGAUUUUCAACAGUCAUAGCAGAAGUAAACAGUUACAUGAUUUUGUACAGGCUCAAGGACAACUUGCUAGCUUCAGUGAGUUCAUCGUAUCCUUUCAUCUCUUGAGUUCACAUCAGGUGGAGUUUCUAUUGAUAACUGUAAUUAGAGUUAACGAAUGUAGCUAUAUUUUUACUUGUUGCUGAUGUAGUGUGAAGCGCAAUGAUUGCCAGUAUCUGUAGAUGGACUCAAGAUUAAAUGAUAAGGAGGGCAAACAGCAGUUCAGAGCAUUAGGGAAGUAAGUGUAUUUAAUGAGUGCACAGCCAUACAUGUUGGAUAAUGAGGCGCCAUUGUUGUAUAAGUGCAAGUCUGCUAUCUGUCACCAAUGAGAAAAAUACAUGUUCAUGUGUGGAAA